This is a messenger RNA of Cololabis saira (Pacific saury), 5507 nucleotides long. RefSeq names its product SEC24 homolog C, COPII coat complex component (gene sec24c). The record is from RefSeq and is a predicted model, not a curated record. Gene Ontology annotation, cellular component: COPII vesicle coat; endoplasmic reticulum exit site. Bases 161 to 3934 code for a protein of 1257 amino acids. The transcript has 25 exons. NCBI's taxonomy places the organism in Eukaryota, Metazoa, Chordata, Actinopteri, Beloniformes, Belonidae. Gene Ontology annotation, molecular function: zinc ion binding; SNARE binding. Gene Ontology annotation, biological process: COPII-coated vesicle cargo loading; intracellular protein transport; endoplasmic reticulum to Golgi vesicle-mediated transport.
CUGGACGUCCGCUUCUGCUGCCGCGGAGGAUUAGCGAGCUCCACCCGGGGACGACGUCGGCGCCGCGGUUCGUCGGUCACUGGGCUCCACCGUCUCGGUCGCCAUCGAACGACGGCCUCGCUGUUCUACACGUGUGCGGAGCUUUAGGGAUGAACUGAGGAUGAAUGUAAACCAGCACACUCCAAUGGCCUCUUCAUAUGGCCAGCCCCAGCCUGGCUAUGGUCAGCCCAGCUACACUCCCCUGGACGGAGGGUACCCUGCCCCAUACACACCCUACAACGGCCCUGCUACGGCCUACCAGCCUGGGGCUCCCCCACAAGGUUAUUCUUCUUUCACAAGCUUUCCCUCUAAGGCUGUGGCAGCCAACCCAGUCUCUGACCUCUCCUCUUCUCUUGACUUAGGUCUUGCCAGGGGUGCUCCCGCCUCUGGACCCCCUCCCGUCUCAGCACCUCAGCAGUAUAAUCAGUACAGUCAAAGUCCAGGAGACAUGCAGAAUGGACCCCCACAGAUGAUACAGGCACCACCCAGGCCUGCUGUGUCCCAACCAUAUAACCAGGGAGCCAUGAACAUGUCAGGGCAGCACCCCUCCUAUCCACAACACUACGGGCUUCCACCCACAAUCCAACAGGUCAGCAACCAGAUGACAGGGAUGCAAAUUGCAUCUGGACCACCAACCCCUGCAGGACCUGGAUAUGCUCCACCUCACAGCUCACAGCUUCCCGUCAGCACUGCUUACUCAGCCGCACCUCCGCCCUCCUAUAGUCAAGCCCCUCCCCCCGUGUCCCCUGCUCCCUCCCAGCCACCACCUCCCAGUGGUCCGGCAGCUUCUCAGCAAUACUAUGGAGGCCCACCACCUCCUUCUCAACAGCCAUUACACUCUGCUCUCCCCCCUACCUCUCAACAGCAAUUCACCUCUUCUGUUCAACUUCCUCCUUCUCAGCAAACUAUCCCCCCUUCCUCCUACUCAGGUCCUGCACCUCCACCUAGUCAAGCUCCCACUGGCCCGGGGACCCAGCCACAGCAGACGUUCCUUCCACCUCAGCCCCCUUUCUCCUCAGCCCCCCUGUCUGUUAGCCAGCCCACCUUUGGCACUGGCCCGCCUCCACCUGCUCAAGGGUCCUUCCCGCCUCAAGCACCCCCUCCCUCUCAACCUGGGGGUUUCCCUCCCGCUGGUCCUCCCACCUCAGCCGCCGCUGGCCAGUACCCCGGCCCCAUGCCCCCCCAGCAGCAGCCUCCUCCAACCCAGCCAUCCCCUUACCACUCAGGGCCCCCUCCCCCCAGAGUUCAGAUGCCUCCCACUUCAAUGGCUCAAAGCAACCAUCUGCCUCCAGGACCACAGGGUCCACCAGGUCCUCCCGGGCCUCCUGGGCCUCCCGGGGCCCUGCAGCAGCCGCCUCCUCAGCCGGGCAUGCAGACAGGUUAUCCUUCUCAACAGAAUGGUGCAUUUGGGCAGGUGAGAAGCCCUCAGCAUGGUUACGCCGGUCCUUAUCCCCAACAACCAAACUAUGGAGCCCCUGCGCCAGCACCAGCUCCACCUGCACAGAAAAGACUUGACCCAGAUGCCAUUCCUAGCCCGCAAGCGCCUGACAUGCCGGCUGUGCAGAAAUCAAGACAUAGAAUAGACCCAGACGCUAUCCCCAGCCCAAUCCAGGUAAUAGAGGAUGACAAGGCUAAGAGCACCGAGCCUUUCACCACAGGGGUCAGAGGUCAGGCGCCUCCGUUGGUCACCACCAACUUCCAGGUCAAAGAUCAAGGGAAUGCCAGCCCCAGGUUUGUUCGCUGUACGGCCUACAAUAUGCCUUGUACGUCCGAUAUGGCCAAGCAGUCUCAGGUGCCACUGGCUGCUGUCAUCAAGCCCCUCGCCACCCUGCCGCCUGAUGAGACCCCUCCAUACAUGGUGGACCAUGGGGAGAGCGGUCCAAUCCGCUGCAACCGAUGCAAAGCCUACAUGUGUCCAUACAUGCAGUUCAUAGAGGGAGGUCGCCGCUUCCAGUGUGGGUUCUGCAGCUGCGUCACAGAGGUGCCUCAACAUUACUUCCAGCAUCUGGACCACACCGGUAAGAGGAGGGACUGCUACGACAGGCCGGAGCUGUCACUGGGAAGUUACGAGUUUCUGGCCACUGUCGACUAUUGUAAGAACAACAAGCUUCCUCAGCCGCCAGCCUUCAUCUUCCUCAUCGACGUGUCCUACAACGCUGUGAAGAGCGGCAUGGUCAGCAUCGUCUGCCAGGAACUCAAGAGUCUCCUGGACCACCUGCCCAGGGAAAACCCAGAAAUGGCGUCUGUGGUGCGGGUGGGUUUCGUCACCUACAACAAGGUUCUGCACUUCUACAAUGUGAAGUCGAGUCUGGCCCAGCCCCAGAUGCUGGUGGUGUCAGACGUCUCGGACAUGUUCGUGCCCCUGCUCGACGGGUUCCUGGUCAAUGUGAACGAAAGCCGGCAAGUUAUUGAGAGUUUGUUGGACCAGAUCCCAGAGAUGUUUGCUGACACCAGGGAAACUGAAACAGUCUUUGGACCCGUCAUCCAGGCAGGACUGGAGGCACUCAAGGCUGCUGACUGUGCAGGGAAGCUGUUCGUGUUUCACACGUCUCUGCCAAUCGCUGAGGCUCCUGGGAAACUAAAGAACAGAGAAGACAAGAAGUUGAUUGCGACAGACAAGGAGAAGUCUCUGUUUCAGACGCAGGCUGGCUUCUACAACAAUCUGGCCAAGGACUGCGUGGCCCAGGGUUGCUGCGUGGACCUUUUCCUCUUCCCCAAUCAGUAUGUGGACGUUGCCACAUUAGGGGUGGUUCCUGUCUCCACCGGAGGUUCAGUCUACAAGUACACAUACUUCCAGGCUCAGUCAGAUCAGGAGCGAUUCCUGAACGACCUCCGACGAGACGUUCAGAAACCAGUUGGGUUUGAUGCCGUCAUGAGGGUCCGAACAAGUACAGGUAUCCGAGCAACAGACUUCUACGGCUCAUUUUACAUGAGUAACACCACAGACGUGGAGCUGGCAGGCCUGGAUUGUGACAAAGCCAUCACCGUUGAGUUUAAGCACGACGACAAGCUGAGCGAGGAGACGGGGGCACUCAUGCAGUGCGCUGUGUUGUACACGAGCUGCAGCGGCCAGAGGCGUCUCCGUGUGCAUAACAUGGCUGUCAACUGCUGCUCACAGCUGGCUGACCUUUACCGAAACUGUGAGACUGACACAAUCAUCAACUACUUCGCCAAAUACGCUUUCCGCGGCAUCCUGAACAACCCCACCAAGGCAGUGAGAGACACCCUGGUGAACCAGUGUGCCCAGAUUCUGGCCUGCUAUAGAAAGAACUGUGCCAGUCCCUCGUCUGCUGGUCAGCUGAUUCUUCCAGAGUGCAUGAAGCUGCUCCCCGUUUAUCUCAACUGUGUGCUGAAGAGCGACGUGCUGCUGCCGGGAGCCGACGUGUCGUUGGACGACAGGGCGUACCUCAGGCAGCUGAUCAGCGGCAUGGACGUGUCCGACUCCCACGUCUUCUUCUACCCCCGUCUGCUUCCACUGAUGAAGCUUGAAAGCGGAUCGUUGCCGGUGGCAGUGAGGGACUCGGAGGAGAGGUUGUCUAAAGGCGGAGUUUAUCUCAUGGAGACGGGGCUGCACCUCUUCCUGUGGGUGGGGGCCAGCGUUCAGCAGGAGCUGCUCAUCAACAUCUUUGGCACGUCGAGCUUCAACCAGGUUGAGUCCAGCAUGACAAGUCUACCGGUUCUGGACAACCCCUACUCUCAGAGACUCCGAGAGAUGGUCGACUCCUUCAGAGCGCAGCGCUCUCGAUACAUGAAGCUGAUGGUGGUGAAACAGGAAGACCGGACCGAGCUGAUAUUCAAGCACUUCUUGGUGGAGGACAAGAGUGCCAGCGGGGGAGCUUCAUACGUGGACUUCCUGUGUCACAUGCACAAGGAGAUCCGCCAGCUUCUCAGCUAGACCCCGAAACGGCCACCUUCACUGACGAGCCCCACUGCAGACACACCUGUACCCCCCACCCCCGGUCACUGUUCCCCCUCCCAUCUGAGAAGCAGCGCUUUAUCCUGUUUUUUUUUUUUUGUUUUUUUUUGUUUUUUAUUAAACCUGAUAAACUAAAGCUCUCCUUGCUGUUAGUCAGCUGAGCGUUGGCUGGCAGGUAGCUGUGUGUGUGUGUGAGUGAGUGAGAGUGGGAGACAGUGUGUGGAAAAAUUGAGGAUGGUGUGUAAAGCUUCACUUGGCCUCACAUUUACUGUUCCAGCACAGCCGGAGCAGAAUAACUGACGAGGAAGGAUAAUGUAUAUAAACAAACGGACACUUACGUAUGCAACAGCCGGAGCGAGAGAGGUAGUCGUUCAACUGUCCAUUACUGGCACUGAAAAGCUUCUCUGGGUGCAUCAAAACUUGGAUAACAAAAACUUUUUAUACGAGUGAAUCCCAGUACAGCGAUUUAAAUUUGUGUAUGAAAAUGCAAUCACGUAAAUGCUGAUCUGUCUCCCUCCACUUAAAUCAUGGCCUUAGUACCUGCUCCCCACGCUGCUCCAGUCAUCCAUAAUGUGUAUGCUUUUUCUUUUUUUUUCUUCUUUUUUUUCCCAGAUGUGAAGGGAUUAUCUGCCAUUUGUCCAGUUUAUGAACAUUUGAAUUUAAACCCAGCUCAAACUAGAGUCUGAUGAGCUCUUAAAACAGAUGACAUCUGUUUUCUGGAGCGAUACGAACAGCUGGCUCAUGUCGGGGCUCGUACUGUCCAGAGGUACGUUUCAGAUCGCCGUUGUGUGGGAGGCGCUCGUUAAUCCCGUGUCUGAACAGCACUGAGAAAUGUCAGAAUAACGGAAAUAUGAAGCAUGGGAGCUUUUUCUCCUCAGUCAGGGUGAUUAAAUUUCCUCUCUGGGUUAGUUUCUGGGGAUGAUUGUAGAUGAUGUGAAGUGCUGCAGACUUUAUAUUCAUCAGAAGUGCUGAUGUCCAAAAUUAAACAGAAAUGAGCACAGAAUUGCAACAUAGGAGUGAAACACCAGUAAAUGUUGCAAACUUUGAGUUGUCUCUGCACUGAAUAGUUGGGAAGCUGAUCAACGUGUUCAUAAAAUAUAUAAUGUGUACAGAAUUAAUAGAAAAUGAGAAUUUUAACGACCUGCCUGAGCAGUUGUGGUCUGUUUCUUUGUCACAAAUAGCGGAAAUAUAAGAUUGUGGCUUUUACUGAAGAAAGAGGAAGGUGGACUUUUUUGAUAUGUCUGUGCGUGUGAAAGAGCGUGAGAGUGUGGGGUCGGUCCUGGUGAAUUUCUCACAUGGAACAGAGGGAUCAGCCAACACACCGACUUUCAUUACAGUUAAACUCGGUCUUCAUUUAUCACUUUCUGUUCCUUUUUUAACAAUGUGAUUUUGUGUUGGCGCGUGUGUGUGUGCAGCCCUCUGUUCCGUCUUUACUUUCCCCCGAUUCUGGUCGACCCGCCGUCUUGACUGUAAUCUUAAUUUCUGUUCCUUUUUCUUUCUUUCUUUUUCAUUGCCUCUUGGGACUGCUAAUAAAAUGAUUGUUAAAAGUGAA